AUGUUAACUCAAAAGUUAAACUAAGAACAAAAAAUUGAAGUUAAAAAAGUAUCACCAAAGCUAACUAGCUUUUUUGGUAAAAAACAUAAAUCUGUUUAUGAAGUUUGUUGCUGUCUCUAUUAAUCAAUCGAUUCAUAUUUUAAUGACUUGAAAUCAAAUAAAAAGCAUCAAAAAAUGAAUAAGUAUAUUUAAAGGUGCUCAGAGAUCUUUUAACAUGGAGACUAAGAUAAAAUAAAAGAACUUAUUUCUUAUGAGUAUUUCAACAAAUCACUUGUACUUCUUAUGAAACAUCCAGAUGUUUUCUAGUUAGAAGAUAAAAAGACAAUAAUUAAUUUGUUGUAGAACUCUUUAUUAGAUGAAUAGGGUCUACUUAGGUCAUCUAUAAAUACUACAGAAUAAUAUCUAAAAUCUAAUCAUAUUUAGAAUAUUGUCAAUGAUUUAUGUGAUAAAUUUGAAUAAAUGAGUUUUUAUGUUGGAAGCGUUAUAAGGAUUGUAUCAGAAUCCAAAGAAUUGCUAGGAUAGAUUUUAUCAAUAAAUCUAAUAAAUAAGAUAUUUAAACAUUUGAAUUCAAACUAAUUCAUAAUCUAAUGUGAGGCUAUUGAAGUAAUAAAUUAAUUGUUCUUGAACAAAAAAAAUACAAACACUAAAAUUGUUGCGUCUUAACUGCUUGAAGAAAAAUCUGUUGAAGUAGAGCAAACUUUCAGAAGAUCCUUAUAAGAUAAUGUAAACUACUCUGGCAUAAGGAUGAUUUUAAAAAUUUUAUAUAAGAUUUUGAAUGAUCCUAUUUAUCACGUGUUUGCCAGUCAUUUCUUAAGCAUAGAAAACUUAAAGAUUAUUCUUCUACUUGCUGCUAAUGAAGAUCAGGCUAUAAGAAAAGAAGCUUUUCUUAUCCUUGACCUAUUCAUCAAUUUGGUCUAAGAAAAAUAAGAUGAAAAGCUUAAAUAGAUAUUUAAAAAGAAUUAUUAGAAUAUCUUGGGCGUUAUUUAGACUUUUAAUGAUUCAAACAUAGAAGGAGAAAAAGAAGAAUAAGACAAAGUAGAUACAAAUUUCCUAAUACAUAGACUUCAUUCAGUGUCUUUCUGA
Molecule: messenger RNA, 1083 nt
Organism: Tetrahymena thermophila SB210
Lineage: Eukaryota; Ciliophora; Oligohymenophorea; Hymenostomatida; Tetrahymenidae
Product: calcium-binding-like protein
Exons: 10
Biological process (GO): intracellular signal transduction
Molecular function (GO): protein serine/threonine kinase activator activity
Source: RefSeq, a predicted model, not a curated record